AUGUAGCAUUGACUAUACGGCGCAUGCGUGCAACUGUUUUCUGAUGAACAAGGAAGUGUAAUCGAAUUGUAUCCUUUUUCUGGACUUUUACAUCGGUUAUACGCAAGCUCUUAAAUGGCCAUCGACUGGAUUGGAUAUGGCUAUGCUGUGGCCAUCUUGCUGGGAGGAUAUAUGGGAUACAAGAGAAAAGGCAGCGUCAUGUCUCUGAUGGCCGGCUUGGUCUUUAGUGGACUGUCUGCUUAUGGCGCUUACAACAUCUCCAACAAGCCCACCGACAUCAAGGUGUCUCUGUUCGCCUCUGGGCUCCUUGCGGUGGUCAUGGGGACCAGGUACAAGAAGUCAGGCAAACUGGUGCCAGCUGGAAUUAUGACGGUUCUAAGUUUGUUGAUGGUGUUCCGACUUUUGCUCCAGAUGGUGGUGUGAUUGAAGAGAGGAUACAGACGAGCAGUUUUACAUGAUACAUGAUUCCGAGUUUGAUUUUGACAACACAAAUCAAACAUUUUUUACUUUAUGACCAUUUUGCUUGAAUUCCAAGCAGCGUCAUGCUUUGCAAGAAUCUAGAGAGGGGCCGCCGGGGAGCCUAUGGCGAGCAUCUGAUCCUGCCCGCCAUGAAAAAACAGCAAUGCUAAAAAAAAAAAAAAAAAAAAAAGAACUGACACAUGCUCACAACAAAGAAAAAAUAUACAUUUGUUUGAUUGUAGCACCAGAUUUUUAUAGAAAGAUGUACUAAGGCCCUCAGAGGACCUUAUAAAAAUCAAUUGCCUAUUCCUCGGGGGGAAAAAAAGUUUCAGCAGACCUGCUUCAAUAUGUAAUUGGAAUAGUACAAGAAUUCAUAUUUAAAUUUUGGACGACGAGAAAAUGUCUGAGAUGGAGACUGUCUUCAGCGAUGUUUGAACAACAGCUAAAUAGAUGUUAUAAAUACAUAAAUUAAAUCAUAAAUCACAGAGGAAACUGCGUCAUUGAUUUCCUAAUGGACCAAGAGACUUUGACUGAACAAACCACCGCAGCAUGAUUUGUUUGGUUAAAUAGUGAAAUCAAUAAAUGGUGCAAUAUUU
Hippocampus comes (tiger tail seahorse) is the source of this 1055-nucleotide messenger RNA. RefSeq names its product transmembrane protein 14A (gene tmem14a). The transcript has 5 exons. Gene Ontology annotation, cellular component: mitochondrial membrane. Bases 115 to 423 code for a protein of 102 amino acids. Gene Ontology annotation, biological process: regulation of heme biosynthetic process. The record is from RefSeq and is a predicted model, not a curated record. NCBI's taxonomy places the organism in Eukaryota, Metazoa, Chordata, Actinopteri, Syngnathiformes, Syngnathidae.